Molecule: messenger RNA, 1068 nt
Organism: Nicotiana tabacum (common tobacco)
Lineage: Eukaryota; Viridiplantae; Streptophyta; Magnoliopsida; Solanales; Solanaceae
Source: RefSeq, a predicted model, not a curated record
AUGAGGCCCCCGUCUGGCGAGAAAGAGACCUCGGCCCCGAUUCCAAAAUUGGCGAAAGGCAACAAGAGAAAAAGGGCCUCGACUUCCGAGGAUCCAGAACUUAAGGCAAGGACGGCUCGUAAGCCGAGGAAGAACACCAUCCGUCUAACAGAAGAAUCUAUUCGGCGUAUGAGGGAUGAAGAUGAAGAAAACGAUGACAGCUCUAUACUGGUGGCCCGAGUAAAGAAAACCAUCUAUGACCCAAAGACAACUGGAUCGAUGGUGGUUGAUAAGGCUCCACCUCGAACUAAGGGGAUAUCAGAGAAGGACUCAGGCAAAGUCCUCGAGUCGUUGGAGAUCGAGGAUGUCUCUCACCGAAAUGAACAAACGUUAGGAGCGAUUCGGGAAGCCCGAGCUUUGGGGACCCUCGAGGUAGACAGAGCUCAUGAGAGAGAGGACCCCUUCUGUGAUUUAUUUACAAGUAUCAAGGAUGCUGCCGGCCCGAGUGACGCAUCGAGUCUUUUCUUCGAGGCUCAUCGAGCCCUAAAUCGGGCUUUAUCUCUACAUCAGGAGGCGUUUUCCAAGUCUUGGGCGGAGCUGAGCCGAUAUGAGGCUGACUUCCGAGGGCUUUUAGAGGAGAGAAAUGCCCUCAAACUUCUUAGUGGGCAAAAAGAGGAAGAGAUCAGAGAUCUUCGAUCCGAGUUGUCCAAGGUUCACAAAGAUCAGACAAGUCUGAUCGAGCAGUUCCGUGAGGAGGUCAACACAAUAAAGGCGGAGUCCUUGGGAUGGAAGGAAGGAAUGAAAGAGAGGAGCUCGACUCAAGCAAGGAAAAUAGAGGAGCUUGAGGCUUGGUUGGCUUCUGAACUUGCCAAGGCCAAAUUUGAAGCCGAAAAAGCAAAGGCCGAGGCGGAUGCGAUCGUGGCCGUCUAUCAGGCCGAUGCUGAAGCCGCUCAAGUCCAGGCUAGAAGGCAUGAAGCCGAAGCCGAAGCGCUGGCCACUUCCGAUGACGAUGAUGAUGAUGGCAGCAAGAGCGUUUUCGAGAAUGGGGAGGACCUCGACGUAGAAGAAGCUGCCCCCGGAGGAGAUUAG